Cicer arietinum (chickpea) is the source of this 2826-nucleotide messenger RNA. RefSeq names its product ABC transporter G family member 1-like. Gene Ontology annotation, biological process: transmembrane transport. Gene Ontology annotation, molecular function: ATP hydrolysis activity; ATP binding; ABC-type transporter activity. The record is from RefSeq and is a predicted model, not a curated record. NCBI's taxonomy places the organism in Eukaryota, Viridiplantae, Streptophyta, Magnoliopsida, Fabales, Fabaceae. Gene Ontology annotation, cellular component: membrane.
CAAUAAGAUUAACAAUAAAAAGGGAGACGUAUAGGUAAUUGAUGAAUUAGGUCACCUCUCUCACGCCUCAUAACAGCUACAGCUAAAUAUCCAAACCAAGUAUUGCUAACUAGUCAAAACCGCACAAUAAAUACCCACACUCAGUCCCCACGACCAUAAACUACCCUUUGUAUUCUUUUCCAUACAUACAUUGCAUCCAAUCAAAAAUAUUUCAUUUUCUCUCUCACUAAAUUCAUCAUAAAUACUUAUAUUCACACACACAAACACUUGCCCGCUGUCUUCUUUCUUUGCCACAUUAAAACAACAACAACCACCUUUCCUCUCUUACUCUAUCUCUACUCCGUAACUUCACGGUUCUCUAACUGCAUGCUCCUCACGAACGUGCAAACGUCGUUAAAUUAAGUAAACUCACCCAUUUUAAUUUGAACUUGAAUUAACGAUGUCAGCUCGCAUUGUUGCGGUGAAUAUCACCGAGCCUUAUGAUUACGACUAUAUGGAAAUGAAUGAUUUCACGCGCCGCCGUGACGCCGUCGAGAUGCCGACUCUUGGACAGCUUCUCAAAAACGUUGGAGAUGUACGUAAGGAAGUAAUCGGCGAUGGAAGUGAGACGCCGGGGCAUCACUCUCUGGAUGUCUCCGGUAUGGAGACUCGCUCACUUCCAUUCGUUCUCUCCUUCAACAACCUCACUUACAGUGUCAAGGUUCGUCAGAAAAUGACCUUCGCCGAUAUCUGUACCCGCCGCCGUCGGUCUCCGGUGGAUGAGCCACCGGCGGUUGGGGAGACAGUGUUUGCCCGGACUAAGAUUCUCCUGAACGACAUCUCCGGCGAAGCUCGCGACGGUGAGAUCAUGGCGUUUCUCGGAGCAAGUGGCUCAGGGAAAUCAACUCUGAUCGAUGCGCUGGCAAACCGAAUCGCGAAGGGAAAAUUGAAAGGAAAAGUGACACUGAACGGCGAGUCUGUGGAAUCUCGUCUUAUGAAGGUGAUUUCUGCUUACGUCAUGCAAGACGAUCUCCUCUUCCCAAUGCUCACCGUGGAAGAGACUCUCACCUUUGCCGCGGAAUUCCGAUUACCGCGAUCGCUCUCAAAAUCAAAGAAAAAAGCGCGCGUUCAAGCCUUAAUCGAUCAACUAGGACUCCGCAACGCCGCAAAAACAGUCAUCGGGGACGAAGGUCACCGCGGAGUCUCCGGCGGUGAACGUCGUCGAGUCUCAAUCGGAAUCGACAUAAUCCACGAUCCAAUCGUACUUUUCCUCGACGAGCCAACUUCAGGACUCGAUUCAACAAGCGCGUUCCUGGUUGUAAAAGUUCUUCAAAGAGUCGCACAAAGCGGAAGCAUCGUAAUCAUGUCAAUUCAUCAACCUAGUUACAGAAUCUUAGGUCUAUUAGACCGAAUGAUUUUCUUAUCGCGUGGCCAAACAGUGUAUAGCGGUUCACCGUCACAGCUACCGUUAUACUUCGCUGAAUUCGGUCACUCUAUACCAGAAGGUGAUAACCGAACGGAGUUCGCGUUAGACGUAAUUCGCGAACUAGAAGGUUCACCAGGCGGAACAAAAAGCUUGGUUGAGUUCAACAAAUCAUGGCAGAGCAUGACAAAACUUCACCCUGAAGAUUCAUCACAAAACGCAACUUCUUCGUUGUCGUUGAAAGAAGCAAUUAGCGCUAGCAUUUCUAAAGGGAAAUUAGUUUCAGGCGCUAAUGCUGCAGCUACAACAACUAAUAACUCCAACGGAAACGCCACGUCAUCAACGACGACGUCGUCUAUGGUGCCCACGUAUGCAAACUCGUUUUGGAUUGAGUUAGCAACGCUUUCGAAGCGUUCGCUAACUAAUUCAAAAAGAAUGCCAGAAUUAUUUGGGAUAAGAUUGGGUGCGGUUUUUGUAACAGGAUUCAUUCUUGCAACCGUGUUUUGGCACCUUGAUGACACUCCCAAAGGAGUUCAAGAAAGGCUUGGGUUUUUCGCUUUUGCUAUGUCAACUACUUUUUACACCACCGCUGAUGCACUACCAGUUUUCAUUCAGGAACGUUUUAUAUUCAUGAGGGAAACAUCACACAACGCUUAUAGGAUAUCGUCAUAUUUGGUUUCCCACGCUAUUGUUGCUUUGCCUGCGUUAGUGGUCCUUUCGUUUGUUUUCGCCGCCAUGACGUUUUGGGCCGUUGGGCUUGAUGGUGGAUUCAAGGGCUUUAUGUUUUACUUUUUUAUUAUGUUUGCUUCGUUUUGGGCUGGGAACUCGUUCGUUUCGUUUCUUUCCGGUGUGGUACCUCAUGUGAUGUUGGGUUACACUAUUGUUGUUGCGAUUCUUGCUUAUUUCUUGCUAUUUAGUGGGUUCUUUAUUAAUAGGAAUAGGAUCCCUAAGUAUUGGAUUUGGUUCAAUUACAUGUCAUUGAUUAAGUACCCUUAUGAAGCUGUUUUGCAAAAUGAAUUUAGUGACCCAAUGAAGUGCUUUGUGAGGGGGGUGCAGAUUUUUGAUAGCACACCACUUAGUUCCAUACCUAAUGCACUUAAGUUGAAGUUGUUGGGAGAUAUGAGUAACACGCUGGGAGUGAAAAUCACAGGCUCAACUUGUUUGACAACUGGUGUUGAUGUGUUGAUUCAAACUGGGGUGACAGAUUUGAGCAAGUGGAACUGUCUGUGGGUAACUUUGGCUUGGGGUUUCUUCUUCAGGAUUUUAUUCUACUUUUCUUUGUUGGUAGGUAGCAAGAACAAGAGGACUUGAACAUCAUCAUCUUCCUACUUAGUUAGCCUAAGAAAGAUUCAGAAAAAACUCAGUUUCAAUUGUGUAUCUAUUUGCUACUACUACUACUAUUAUUAUUAUUAUUAUUAUUAUUA